AUGAUUGAGCAAUUUGCGGGUCUAACCGACCCGGAAGAUCAUAUGGCCACUUACAAGGCCCAGAUGAGUGUGCAGACCAACUGCGAGGCAACAUGGUGCCGGUUCUUCCCCACCACACUAAAGGGGCUCGCGCUAAAUUGGUUUCAAGAGCUGCAGGCCGAAAUCAUCACUGAUUUCACGGUACUCGAAGAUAUGUCUACCCAUCAGUUCGUGGCCGAAAAGAGGCAAAAGAAGACUAGCUUGCACCUCAUGGGGGUCAAACAAGAAAACAAUGAGAGUCUAGCCGACUACAUAAAAAGAUUCAAAGAAGAAUCUCUGAAGGUGUCUGAUCAACAGGAUGCAGUAGCGUUCGUUGCUCUCAUGUCCGGGCUGCAGCCUAGCCGGCUCAAAUGGACGUUAGCCGAAAGCGAGGUGAAAACCUUCUCAAAGGCCAUGGCGAGGGCCCAGAGAUUUAUCCAAGCGGCGGACAUCUGUCGUCACUCGGAAGAAGGAAGUAAGAAGAGAAAAGAAGAGGGCGGCCAUAGGGAUCAGCCAGAUUUACAGACCAUGGGAACGACCCCCGUUUCAAAAAGAAUCAGAGAGAAAUUUAUUUGGACAUCAAAAACAAGUCUAUGUUACCUCAUCCCCCGCCUAUCCGAACCUCGGCCUAUCGGCGAGAUAAGACCCAGUGGUGCGAAUACCACCGAGAAUGUGGUCAUACCACAAAAGAUUGCAGAGAGCUGA
Beta vulgaris subsp. vulgaris (sugar beet) is the source of this 723-nucleotide messenger RNA. RefSeq lists its product as uncharacterized. NCBI's taxonomy places the organism in Eukaryota, Viridiplantae, Streptophyta, Magnoliopsida, Caryophyllales, Amaranthaceae. The transcript has a single exon. The record is from RefSeq and is a predicted model, not a curated record. The coding region runs from base 1 to 723 and encodes 240 amino acids.